Messenger RNA from Eriocheir sinensis (Chinese mitten crab), 1011 nucleotides. Its product is annotated as glutamate receptor ionotropic, kainate glr-3-like. Lineage: Eukaryota; Metazoa; Arthropoda; Malacostraca; Decapoda; Varunidae. Gene Ontology annotation, cellular component: membrane. Gene Ontology annotation, molecular function: glutamate-gated receptor activity. The record is from RefSeq and is a predicted model, not a curated record. Bases 28 to 1011 code for a protein of 327 amino acids. The transcript has 6 exons.
AACGGCCAUCACUUCAGGAUCGUAACAAUGGAAUACUUCCCGUACGUCAACCACGAGCGCAUCACCGACGGUCCCGGCGCUGUUGUCCGCCUCACUGACUCCCUCAACCUCCGUAUGAUAAUGGCCGUUGCUCCACAUCUAAACUUUACCUACACGAUCCGGGAGCCGGAGGACUGCCUGUGGGGUCUUGAGGCCAGCGGCGGCAACUGGACAGGCAUCGUAGGGACUCUUCAGUAUGAAAAGGCCGACUUCUCCAUGGACCUCACCCUGACGCCCCAGAGAGCAGCGAUAGUGGAGUACGGGAGGGUGUACAUCGGGGAAGAAAUGGCCAUCUUGUCCCUGAAGCCAAGGCCACUACCCGAGUACUUAGCUUUGUUCAGGCCCUUAGAAGGCACUGUCUGGGUCUCCAUGGUGGCCGGCGUCAUGGUGUGGAGCCUAACACUCUGGGCCUUGCUCAGGAUCAUACAAACUGGCGCGGAGAAGCACCCGAUGAAGCUCACGCGGGCACUUUUCUACGGCUGGGGCCUGCUGCUGGAGGACACGCCCUUUGACCCGCCCGACAGCGUCACAGGACAGCUGAUGCUCGGAGUGUGGCUCCUCGUGUGUCUGGUGCUGAGGACCUCGUACACCUCCUCGCUGACCUCCCACCUCGUGGUGCAAGGCGAAUCUGCCGCUAUAAAUGACAUGGAGACGCUGGGCAGACUACACGGGGAAGAGGGACGGCAACGCGGCGCCCCCUACAAGGUCCGCCUCGACGCCGCCGUUCAACGCUUGCUGGACGCCGGGCUGGUCGCCUUCUGGAUGAACGACGUCAUCACGCAACACCUGCGGGAGAUACGCCGAGAAAGCCACGCGGACGCCAGCACGGCCAUGGCGACCUCCACCCCGGAGGGUGACAGUGAGCAGACCGUCCUGAGGCUCGUCCACCUGCAGGCAACCUUCUACAUCCUGUGCCUCGGCUACGCGGCGGCGGCGUGCUCCUUCCUCGUGGAGCAAGUGCCGCUCCGCUAG